AAAAGACCUGUUAUUGUUCGUCAAUAUCUCAGCAUUGCGCGGCUCAAAACUUAUCGCAAGAAUGCAAACACAACUUAAUGCUCGUGCCACUGUAACUGUUCCGUUCAGGGUGUCACGUGCAAGCCGGCUCACCGUUCGCACACGGGCGCUUUUUGGCUUCGGCAAGUCCAAGAAUGACGUUGACUCGGAGAAGGAGGAGCAGUGGCGGCUGCAGCAGGAGCUGAUCCAGAAGCGUAAGACCGGGCAGCUGAUUAAGGAGGCGAACGAGCGGCGAAAGAAAGUCGCGGAGGAACUGGCCUCGCGCAAGGAGCUGCGGCGUCGUGAGAAGGAUGCCUUGGCUCGCGGAGAGAUGCCGGACACGUUGAAGAGCUGGAAGCCGUACGAUAAGGAGAUUGAUGAGAAGGCCAACAGCGGCAUUGUCGUCCCGUUGCUGCCCUUCGGCAUUAAGAAGUACGAUGAGGGCGAGCGGUUCGAUCUGCGCAGCCCCUACAGCGACGCGGGCUGGGUAGACCCUGAGGAGCAAGACGCCUGGGCGGGCUUGAAGAAGAUUGGCACCAAGAUUCUCAACUUCUCCGGCAAGAGCGAGCCAACUGAGCUGAAGCCCAUCAUGUGGGCCACGCCCUUCACUAAGAAGCGUGGCGAGGAGGACGAUGAGCCGCAGCAGCAGCAGCAGCGUGGCGGCAAGCCUAAGUCGAAGUAAAUGCAGCGUGGCAUUGCCGAAGCGAGCAAUUAAGUCUGAGAAUGGCUGAGGAACUGGUUUGGGCCACCUCACCGGAGCCGCAGCAGGCUGUAUAACCAUUAUAACAGGAGCAGUUUAUGGAUCCCUUCUAAUUUUGUUUUGAGUGCAGCAUAUUGAGUGGC
Messenger RNA from Volvox carteri f. nagariensis, 861 nucleotides. RefSeq lists its product as uncharacterized. The transcript is spliced from 7 exons. The record is from RefSeq and is a predicted model, not a curated record. NCBI's taxonomy places the organism in Eukaryota, Viridiplantae, Chlorophyta, Chlorophyceae, Chlamydomonadales, Volvocaceae. Bases 62 to 700 code for a protein of 212 amino acids.